Aspergillus bombycis is the source of this 588-nucleotide messenger RNA. Its product is annotated as ubiquitin-like protein HUB1. Gene Ontology annotation, cellular component: nucleus; cytoplasm. Gene Ontology annotation, molecular function: protein tag activity. The transcript is spliced from 3 exons. Bases 1 to 588 code for a protein of 195 amino acids. Gene Ontology annotation, biological process: mRNA splicing, via spliceosome; protein modification process. Lineage: Eukaryota; Fungi; Ascomycota; Eurotiomycetes; Eurotiales; Aspergillaceae. The record is from RefSeq and is a predicted model, not a curated record.
AUGGGCGAGCGUUCAAGGAGCAGAUCGCCAGGGAGAAGGCUUGAUAGGGAAAGGUCUGACAGGGAGAGGCCUAGAAAAAGUGGAGGGGGAGGAGGUUUUCGAUGGAAGGACAAACGGCGCGAUGGCGACAGCAGACACGAUGCAGAUGAACGCAGAUUGAAUCGGGGAUACAGAGAUAGGGAAGAACGGGCACGAUCUCCACGACGUGACAGAGAUACGUACCGGCCUGAGGAUAGGAACAAGGAUAACGACCGUGACCGAAGGCGUCCUGAGGGCGAUGAGAGAGAUGGACGGGACAGGAAAAAGAAAGAGAAGAAAGAGAAGAAGCCCGCCGUUCCUCAGUCCUCAGAACCCAUGAUUAUUGUGCAUGUGAAUGAUCGUCUCGGCUCGAAAGCUUCAAUUCCAUGUCUUGCAUCGGAUCCAAUCAAGCUCUUUAAGGCACAGGUUGCAGCACGUAUUGGACGUGAACCACAUGAAAUCCUCCUCAAGCGCCAAGGGGAGCGUCCUUUCAAAGAUUUCCUAACCUUGGCCGACUACAGCAUUUCUUCAGGAAGUCAGCUUGAUCUGGAGGUUGGCACUGGUGAAUAA